Diorhabda carinulata is the source of this 4264-nucleotide messenger RNA. RefSeq names its product zinc finger protein 761-like. The transcript is spliced from 4 exons. Gene Ontology annotation, cellular component: nucleus. Gene Ontology annotation, molecular function: RNA polymerase II transcription regulatory region sequence-specific DNA binding; DNA-binding transcription factor activity, RNA polymerase II-specific. Gene Ontology annotation, biological process: regulation of transcription by RNA polymerase II. The coding region runs from base 239 to 4264 and encodes 1341 amino acids. The record is from RefSeq and is a predicted model, not a curated record. Lineage: Eukaryota; Metazoa; Arthropoda; Insecta; Coleoptera; Chrysomelidae.
UCUAUGGUAACAUGAAAUGACAUAAUUUGAUGUUGACGUUAUUAAUGUUUGUUUUCACAAUUAACUUUUAUUGUUGGAAAGGCGUUGUUGUUGUUUCGUGUUAAGCAAUUUCAAAAUUCUCUUCACCUCAAACAUUUAAACAAUUGAAUGUAAAUACAAAAAUAAAAACAAAAGCCAAGGUAGCAAAUUUAUAGUUUUAAUAAUGGAUGUAAUGGAUUGUACUCUCAUAAUGUAAGAAAUGGAAAAUAAUAUGAAAGUUGAAAACCAAAUAGAGGAAAAUGGAUUGGCUUUUAUAAAACAGGAAAAUUGCGCUUAUCAUGAGCUGGAUUUGAAUGAAGAAAUUAUUAAUAAGGAAGAGAAUAUUUGUAACGAGAAUGUGAGGGAAGAUUUGGAGGAAAAACCAAUUUUAAUUGAACAAAAUGAUCUAAUUAUAAAUUUAAAUAACUUUAAACAAGAAACUAUCGAUGAAAAUACUGAUUUAAUAGAUAAUAGCAAUGAAGAAAUUGAAAGAGAAUAUAAUAUUUCUUAUUAUAAAUAUGAAUGCAAUGAAAACAAAUCAAAAGAUUCAUAUAGGAGACGAAUUAGAUUAAAAGGAACAUUGUAUAAUGAAAAAUAUGCGGAAAUUAAAGGGGUUAUUAUCUGUCAAUUAUGUGGAAAUAUGUACGUGAAAAAAGAAGAAUUUCUUUUACAUGCGUCAACAAAACUUCAUUUAAAAAAGAAGAAAUGUUAUAAAAAUGAAGUUAAGAAGAAAAAAGGUGAAAGAAGGCAAACAAUUACAAGAUCUGAUUCCAUUAAAGAAGAAAUAAUAUCCAAAGAUGAAUUAAAGAAGGAAAAACCAGAUAUUGAAAAUAGUACACAAGGUAUCGAUGAUAUAUCAAUUGAAGGUAAAGUUUGUAUAAGGAGAAAUUAUUCAAAUGUACACUUGUCUCAACACAUAGGAAAAAAACCGUUUAAAUGUGAAAUUUGUUCAAAAUCUUUCUUAUACAAAUCGAAUUUAUCUUCUCACAUGAAAUUUCAUACUGGGAAGAAUUUAUAUCAAUGUGAAAAUUGUUCGAAGUCCUAUGCUCAUAAAUAUUUGUUGAUAAAUCAUAUACGGAAACAUACUGGGGAAAAACCAUUUAAGUGUGACAUUUGUUCAAAAGGUUUUCCAGCUAAAGAGAAUUUACAAAAGCAUAUUAAAUAUUGUCAUACAGGUGAAAAGCAUAAACAUCAAUGUGAAGUUUGCUUAAAAAAAUUUGUAUUUAAAAGAGAAUUUAAAUCACAUAUGAGUUUACAUAAAGAUGAGAACCUGUUGAAAUGUCAAAUUUGUUCAAAAUUAUUUUCCCAGGAUUAUUUGUUUCCCAAUGAUCACACUGAAGAAAAACCAUUUAAAUGUGAAAUUUGUUCAAAAUCUUCUCCAAAUGAAGAAAAGACGAGAUCAAGAUCCCCCGUAAUAAAUACUUGUUCUAAAUCUCUUCCGGUUGAAGAUAAUUCACAAAGUUUUGAAAACCUACAUAAAUGUGAUGUUUGUUCAAGAUAUUUCCAAACUCUAUCAUCCCUGAACAAGCAUUUAUUACAGCACACUGGAGAAAAACCGUUUAAAUGUGAAAUGUGUUCAAAAUCUUUUUUUCACAAAGGUAAUUUGAAUUCUCAUAUGAAAAUUCAUACUGGGAAGAAUUUGUAUCGAUGUGAAACUUGUUCCAAAUCUUAUGUUCAUAAAUAUUUGUUGAUAAAUCAUGUACGGAAACACACUGGGGAAAAACCAUUUAAAUGUGACAUUUGUUUGAAGUCCUUCCCUGCUAAGGUAAAUUUAAGUAAACACGAGCAAAGUCACUGGGCUAAAAACCGAUAUAAAUGUGAUAUUUGUUCAAAAUGUUUCUCAAGUGUAUCUACUCUGAACUGUCAUUUGAUUUCUCAUGAAGUAGAUGAACCGUUAAAUUGUGAUCUUUGUUCGACAUCGUUUCAAUUUGAAGACGAAUUAAAUUCACAUAUGCGUUUUCAUACAGGGGAACCUCUUAAAUAUAAAAUGGAAAAUAAUAAGAAAAUUGGUAAACAAAUCGAGAGCUCUACGGAAAAUGGAUUAGUUUUUAUAAAACAGGAAAACUGUGCUUAUCAAGAGCUGGAUUUGAACGGACAAACUAUUUUUAAGGAAGAGAAUAUUUGUAACGAGAAUGUGAAGGAAGAUGUGGACGAAAAACCAAUUUUAAUUGAACAAAAUGUUAAUGUUAAACAAGAAACUAUCGAUGAAAAUACUGAUUUAAUAGAUAAAAGCAAUGAAGAAAUUGAAAGAGAAUAUAAUAUUUCUGAUUAUCGAUAUGAAUGCAAUGAAAACAAAUUAAAAGAUUCAUAUAUGAGACAAAUUAGAUUAGAAGGAACGUUGUACAAUGGAAAAUAUGCGGAAAUUAAAGGGGUUAUUAUCUGUCAAUUAUGUGGAAAUAUGUACGUGAAAAAAGAAGAAUUUCUUUUACAUGUGUCUACAAAGCUUUAUUUAAAAAAGAAGAAAUGUUAUGAAAAUGAAGUUAAGAAGAAAAAAGUUGAAAGAAGGCAAAUAAUUACAAGAUCUGAUUCAAUUAAAGAAGAGUUAAAGAAGGAAAUACCAGAUAUUGAAAAUAGUACACAAGGUAUCGAUGAUAUAUCAAUUGAAGGUAACGUUUGUAUGAGGAAAAAUUCGAAUGCACAUUUGUCUCAACACAUAGGAAAAAAACGAUUCAAAUGUGAAAUUUGUUCAAAAUCUUUUUUACACAAAUCGAAUUUGACUUCACACAUGAAAUUCCAUACUGGAAAAAAUUUAUUUAAAUGUCAAACUUGUUUGAAAAUAUACACUCAUAAAUAUCUGUUGAUCAACCACUUGCGACAGCACACUGGGGAAAAACCAUUCAAAUGUGACAUUUGUUUCAAAGGUUUUCCAGCUAAAGAGAAUUUACAAAAGCAUAUUAAACAAUAUCAUACAGGUGAAAAGCAUCGGUGUGAAGUUUGCUUAAAAAAUUUUGUAUUUAAAAGAGAAUUGAAAUCUCAUAUGAGUUUACAUACAGAAGAAAAACUGUUAAAAUGUCAAAUUUGUUCAAAAUUCUUCUCCCAGGAGUAUUUGUUUGACAAUGACUCAAGUUAUCAUACUGGAAAUUAUCCAUUUAAAUGUGAAGUUUGUUCAAAAUCUUCUCCAAAUGAAGAAAAUUCGAGAUCAAGAUCUCCCGUAUUAAAUACUUGUCCUAAAUAUCUUCCAGUUGAAGAUAAUUCACUGAAUGAAAACCUACAUAAAUGUGAUAUUUGUUCAAGAUAUUUCCAAACUGUAUCCUCCUUGAACAAGCAUUUAUUACAGCACACUGGAGAAAAACCGUUUAAAUGUGAAAUUUGUUCAAAAUCUUUUUUUCACAAAGGUAAUUUGAAUUCCCACAUGAAAAUUCAUACUGGGAAGAAUUUGUAUCAAUGUGAAACUUGUUUGAAGUCCUAUGCUCAUAAAUAUUUGUUGAUAAAUCAUAUACGGAAACACACCGGUGAAAACCCAUUUAAAUGUGACGUUUGUUCGAAAUGUUUUCCAGCUAAGGAAAAUUUAAAUAAACAUGAGCAAAGUCACGGGGCUAGAACCCGACAUAAAUGUGAAAUUUGUUCAAAAUCUUUCGCAAGAAUAUCUACUUUGAACAGCCAUUUGCUUUGGCACAAUGGAGAAGAACCGUUUAAAUGUGAAAUUUGUUCGAAAUCGUUCCAAUUUAAAGGGCAAUUAAAUUCACAUAUGCGUUUUCAUACAGGGGAAAAUUCGUUCAAAUGUGAAAUUUGUUCAAAAUCAUUCCCUUAUAAAUAUUUAUUGACCAACCACAUGAGGCAGCACACAGGAGAGAAACCCUUCAAAUGUGACAUUUGUUCCAAAUCUUUUUUCCACAAAAGUAAUUUAAAUUCACACAUGCGACUUCACACCGGAGAAAAUUUGGUGAAAUGUCAAUUUUGUUCAAAAGUUUAUGCCAAUAAGCAUUCGUUGGCCGACCACUUACGGAAACACACGGGUGAAAAACCUUUUAAAUGUGACAUUUGUACAAAAUCCUAUGCAUAUAAAGAAUCGUUAAUAUAUCAUUCACAUAAACACACGGGAGAAAGAUUUUUUAAAUGUAACGUUUGUUCCAAAUCGUUCCCAGCUGAACAUAAUUUAAAAAAACAUAUGCAGUGUCACUUAAACGACACUACAUACAAAUGCGGCAUUUGUUCACGCUCUUUUACAACAAAGUCUAACCUAAACAGACAUUUGUUUUUACAUAAUGGUGAAAAACCCCUCAAAAGCGAAAUUAAUCACGAGUAA